AUGAUGAGUGUUUUGAAGCAAAUUAAACCGGUCCAAGAUACCGUGAAAAAAUUAGAGUUAACUCUGGCCAUUCUGAAGCCCCACGUCGUGGAAAAUGCAAGAUCCGCUACCGAAAUUAAAAACAUUCUCCUGAGAGCCGAUUUCAAAAUUGUCCGUUCCAAGAGAGCUGUUCUGACCUUGCAAGAAACGUCCGGCCUGUUCAACCAGAAGGGUAACAAACCGAUGGACGGCGAUCUUACGGCCCAAAUCACGAAGGGCCCCUCCGACAUCAUGAUCCUGGCCAAAGCGAACGCGAUUGAACACUGGCGCAGCUUCACCGGACCAUGGAGCGUUUACAAAAACGCGGUCACCGGAUCCUCUUGCCGCGAGAAAAUUGGGCAGUUCUUCCCCGACUUUGACUAUGAUAAAUGGUAUGAGAACGAGGAAGUCCAUUUCCGCAAUAACAAUGUUUAUUUCGUCUCCAAGGAGUUUGUUCAUAAAUUAAAUCACGAUGUUGUCUCCGAGAGUAUUACUCAAAAGUAUAGCAAAAUUUAA
Molecule: messenger RNA, 534 nt
Organism: Aethina tumida (small hive beetle)
Lineage: Eukaryota; Metazoa; Arthropoda; Insecta; Coleoptera; Nitidulidae
Product: nucleoside diphosphate kinase 6-like
Exons: 1
Coding region: 1-534 (177 amino acids)
Source: RefSeq, a predicted model, not a curated record